AUGAGUAACUUCACCAAUAAUAGUUUUGAUGCAGGACAGCAACCAGAGUGGUUCGAAUUUGAAUCAUCUAAUAAUACUAGUGGAUUUUACCAUGUAAAUGACACACAUGCAAACACAGAAAAUUUUAACAACACAUAUUAUUAUAACAAUGGUACCAAUAACAAUGAAAGUUAUAGUGGGGCAUUCACUGAAGAUCAAACUGAAACAGUUAAGAUUAUUUCUACAUCUUUCUAUACACCAUUUAUAUACGGUGCUAUCUUAUUAAUUUCAUUGUUUUACUUCUCUAAAUAUUAUAAGCAGAAUAAAAUUAAGAAAUUAACUCAAUUGAAGUCAAUUUUUGAUGAACAAGAUGCAAGAGAUUUAUAUUUUGAGAUUAAACAAAUGAAGGAGGAUGGCAAGGUUAAAGUCCAUGAUAAGGUACUUAAGGCUGCCUUACUUAACCGUGGUGCAGAAAACAUUAGAAGAUCUUUUAAAUUAAAAGAGUUGACUCCUCAAGUGGAAAUAUUAUAUAAAAACGGUUCCAUUGGUGAAGAUUACUGGAAACGUUUUCAAACUGAAAUUAAAAUUAUAGAAGCUGAAUUGAAAGAAUGUAUUAUGGAGGCCGAAAGCUUACAACCUGGUUGGUCACAACUAUAUAUAGCACUUUGUCAAGAAAUUUGCUUCAACCAAGCUUUACAAAGGCGUUACAAUUCUAUCCUUGAACGUAAAAAUACAUGUAUUAAAGAAUGGAAUUUAGACAUUGACAAAGAUGGCCAUCUAAUCGGUAAGGCAGAACAAAAGAGUUAA
Molecule: messenger RNA, 786 nt
Organism: Arxiozyma heterogenica
Lineage: Eukaryota; Fungi; Ascomycota; Saccharomycetes; Saccharomycetales; Saccharomycetaceae
Gene: SEC66
Product: Sec63 complex subunit SEC66
Exons: 1
Coding region: 1-786 (261 amino acids)
Biological process (GO): post-translational protein targeting to membrane, translocation
Cellular component (GO): Sec62/Sec63 complex
Source: RefSeq, a predicted model, not a curated record